AUGCCGCUAGCGCAGCUGGCGGACCCCUGGCAGAAGAUGGCUGUGGAGAGCGCGGCCGACAGCAGUACAGAGAAUGGGCAGCAAAUUAUGGAUGAACCUAUGGGAGAAGAAGAGAUUAAUCAGCAAACUGAAGAAGGCAAUAUCAAAGAGAUUGCAAUAACACAUCAUGUAAAGGAAGGACAUGAGAAAGCAGAUCCAUCACAGUUUGAACUUCUUAAGGUUCUAGGACAGGGUUCUUUUGGAAAGGUAUUUCUUGUCAAAAAAAUCUCAGGAUCAGAUGCUAGACAGCUUUAUGCAAUGAAGGUAUUAAAAAAAGCCACACUGAAAGUUCGAGAUCGGGUUCGGACAAAAAUGGAACGUGACAUCUUAGUGGAAGUUAAUCAUCCUUUUAUUGUCAAGUUACAUUAUGCUUUUCAAACAGAAGGAAAGCUAUACCUUAUUUUGGAUUUUCUCAGGGGAGGAGACUUGUUUACACGCUUAUCCAAAGAGGUGAUGUUCACAGAAGAAGAUGUCAAAUUCUACUUGGCUGAAUUAGCACUUGCUUUAGACCACCUACAUAGUCUUGGAAUAAUAUACAGGGAUCUAAAACCAGAGAAUAUACUUCUUGACGAAGAAGGACAUAUCAAAUUGACAGAUUUUGGCUUAAGCAAAGAGUCCAUUGAUCACGAAAAGAAAGCAUAUUCCUUCUGUGGGACAGUAGAAUAUAUGGCACCAGAGGUAGUUAAUCGACGAGGCCACACACAGAGUGCAGACUGGUGGUCUUUUGGUGUUUUAAUGUUUGAAAUGCUCACGGGUACUCUACCUUUCCAAGGGAAAGACAGAAAAGAAACCAUGACUAUGAUUCUCAAAGCCAAACUUGGAAUGCCCCAAUUUUUAAGUCCUGAAGCACAGAGUCUUCUCCGAAUGCUCUUCAAACGAAACCCUGCAAACAGAUUAGGGGCAGGUCCAGAUGGAGUUGAAGAAAUUAAGAGGCAUUUCUUUUUCUCCACAAUAGACUGGAAUAAAUUAUACAGAAGAGAAAUUCAUCCACCUUUUAAACCUGCAACUGGCAGGCCGGAGGAUACAUUUUAUUUUGAUCCUGAAUUUACAGCAAAAACACCGAAAGAUUCACCUGGUAUUCCACCUAGUGCUAAUGCACAUCAGCUUUUUCGGGGAUUCAGUUUCGUUGCUAUUGCAUCAGAUGAUGAAAGCCAGGCAAUGCAGACAGUUGGGGUUCAUUCAAUUGUUCAGCAGUUGCACAGGAACAGCAUUCAGUUUACUGAUGGAUAUGAAGUAAAAGAAGACAUUGGGGUUGGUUCUUAUUCUAUCUGCAAGAGAUGUAUACAUAAAGCUACAAAUAUGGAAUAUGCAGUUAAGAUUAUUGACAAGAGCAAAAGAGAUCCAACAGAGGAAAUUGAAAUCCUACUGCGCUAUGGACAGCAUCCAAAUAUUAUUACCCUUAAAGAUGUGUAUGAUGAUGGAAAGUACGUAUAUGUGGUAACAGAACUUAUGAAAGGAGGAGAACUGCUGGACAAAAUUCUUAGGCAAAAGUUUUUCUCAGAACGAGAAGCUAGUGCUGUCCUGCUCACAAUAACAAGAACUGUUGAGUACCUCCAUGCACAAGGGGUUGUUCAUAGAGAUCUGAAACCUAGCAACAUUCUUUAUGUUGAUGAAUCUGGUAACCCAGAAUCAAUUCGAAUUUGUGAUUUUGGCUUUGCAAAACAGCUAAGAGCAGAAAAUGGUCUUUUGAUGACUCCAUGUUACACAGCAAAUUUUGUUGCUCCAGAGGUUUUAAAAAGGCAAGGCUAUGAUGCUGCUUGUGAUAUUUGGAGUCUUGGUGUCCUGCUUUAUACUAUGCUCACUGGCUACACUCCUUUCGCAAAUGGUCCCGAUGAUACCCCAGAGGAGAUAUUGGCACGAAUAGGUAGUGGAAAGUUCUCUCUCACUGGUGGUUACUGGAAUUCAGUUUCAGUUACAGCUAAGGACCUGGUUUCAAAGAUGCUUCAUGUCGACCCACAUCAAAGACUGACUGCUGCCCAGGUUCUUAGACACCCUUGGAUAGUUGACAGUGACCAGUUGCCUCAGUACCAGCUAAACCGACAGGAUGCUCCACAUUUGGUGAAGGGUGCCAUGGCAGCCACAUACUCUGCUUUGAACCGCAAUCAGUCACCAGUUUUGGAGCCAGUAGGCCGUUCUACUCUUGCUCAGAGGAGAGGUAUAAAAAAAAUUACCUCAACAGCCCUGUGAAGUGACCUCAACCAGAUACUUGGUACCAUGGUAUAAGAUGAUAGCACAAAUCAUGGCGACAAGUAGCACAUAUCUGACAGAUUCCUGCAAGCACACUCUGUCCCAGCCGGUACCCAUAAUGCUGCUGCUCCUAUUGUUGCUACUGCUUUCAUCUAUUCUCCCUUUAAACUGUUGAUGGCAAGUUUCUGACCUUUCUGGAGCUUUGGAUGGAGUGAAAAGUGGAAACACAAUGAAAAUGAACAUGUUCAGUAAUUGAAUAAACUAGAAGAAUUAUGAAUGCCAACUCUAUCAUAAAAAUACACUGAAUAAAGCACUCUGCACCAUAUAGCAUUAUUUUUAUAAGAAAUAUUUCUCGUCCCCUAAAAUAUUCUUUGUUACAUGUUGGGAUGGACAGUUUAUGUUAAGCACUUAGCUUAAACAAUCUGUUUAUAUUAGCACUGUAUACUUUGUGCCAUCCAACAUUUUGUAUGUUUUUGUAAACAAUUCAUAAGCAGUACUUUUCUGUGCUGUUUUCUUUAAUGUAUACAUGCCUUGGUUUAUUUAGAUUUUAUUAAUCAUUUUGACAAUUAACUCUGGUUAAACAGUUCACCUGGAUUAAUCAGUAUUGUUGGACAGCUCUAAAACAGCCUUGACUGUUAAACAGCUAUUGAAUGUAAUAUUAUGAAUGUGUAUUUUUCCUUGUCUGUCUUUUCUACAUUUCCAUGUUUUUGAAGUUGCAUGUCUGUUAUGAAAACCAGAGAGAUGUUGUAGUAUUAAAAAUUUAAACAGUGGGUUUCUCACACAUGUAAUAGGUAACGCAUCCAUAACAAAAAGUAACUUGUUCCACAUCACCCCCAUCUCUUUUCCCCCACCAAUUACAGGACUCAGGAAUCAUUGCUAAAUAGUUUUCCUUUUCAGGACAGUUGUUUCUUGCUUUUUCUCAUAAUUCAUUUAAUAUUUAUACUUUCAUUUUAUUACUUUAGUUAAGAGCUGACAUAUUUUGUUUAGCUGGUGCUGGCAUUAGAGAGUUAGAGAAGAAAUGUAGUGCUGACUCUAAAGCAAAAGACAAUGUCCAUUGAUAAACAGAUGCUUACCAAAAAUGGAUGUAAACUUUGUCUCUUGUGGCUAGAAUAUACUGGACUGAUGAAUUUCAAUUUUUUCAUUCUUGUGAUGCUCUCAGUUUACAGUCCAAAGCAGUCAGAAUAGAACCAUCCAGUACUUUUAACUGACAUCUGAGGUUCUAGCACCAUAAUUGGUCUCCUUGGGCCUUUCAUCACCAGUCCAGGCACCCUUAAAAUUGUACUGUCCAAGUCAAGUAAAACAAAACCAUCCUUUUCGUGUUCCUUGAUGGCAGUGUUCUUCCCACUUUUUCUUUUAAUGUGAGUGUAAAAGGCUCUUAGUUUACGUUCUGAGAACACAAAUCAUAAAACGUGCUUGCUUUUAUGUAGUCUGUGAGAUUCACUGCAGAUAGCUGAUCUUGAGUGUGCACUGGAGCACAUUAAAGUUUGGCUGAUAUCCCAUUCUGCCAAAGAAAAUGGUACAUCAACUGACUACCUGUAUCAAAUACCCUUUACAGAAAUAUCCAAAGCUACUAAAUAUGGAGCUUAGUGCACAUUCUGUGAACAAUACUUUUUAAAAAUCAAGAGAUCAGCACAAAUGGCAGUGUGAUUCUUGGUUAAUUAGUCUGUUCAGUUAUUUUUCCAAUAACUAAUUUGUUAGUUUUCCUACAGUGAGAAGUUUUCAAAGAAAUUUGUGGAAAGAGAAAGUGAAGUCCCUCAUUAAUGUCACACCACAGAUUUCCUCCAUCUGAUUCAUUGAUCCAUAUGAACGUGGAACGAAGACUCUGUCAGAAGUUUUUAGGUAUUCCUUGGCAAACAGGAAAGCUUAGGUUUUUACAAGCUGCCUGGAACUUUACAGUUAAGCAAUUAGCUACUGUUUUAAGUGUGAGGUAGGGAUAAACAUCAUAGCUUGUCCGUUUAAUGCUCUAAAUUGAAGGAGGGAAGACAUUGUGGUCUCCGUAUAAUCUUGUGGGGAUCUCUGAAAGGGGAGUAGAAAUAGAGGAUUGGAAAAGGGAAGGGAUUUUAAUUGGAGAACAAACUGUUUAGCUUCCAGAAUCAACUUGAUCACUGGUGUUAAAAUGCCAAACAGAGAAUCAUGCUGUCACAUAGUCUCCUAAUCAAAAGGUAGGAGUGUGGGGGAAUUAUGUAGACUCCAUGCUC
Messenger RNA from Emys orbicularis (European pond turtle), 4424 nucleotides. RefSeq names its product ribosomal protein S6 kinase A3 (gene RPS6KA3). Lineage: Eukaryota; Metazoa; Chordata; Testudines; Emydidae. Gene Ontology annotation, molecular function: magnesium ion binding; protein serine/threonine kinase activity; ATP binding. The record is from RefSeq and is a predicted model, not a curated record. Gene Ontology annotation, biological process: intracellular signal transduction; peptidyl-serine phosphorylation. The transcript is spliced from 22 exons. The coding region runs from base 1 to 2226 and encodes 741 amino acids.